Molecule: messenger RNA, 1968 nt
Organism: Eriocheir sinensis (Chinese mitten crab)
Lineage: Eukaryota; Metazoa; Arthropoda; Malacostraca; Decapoda; Varunidae
Product: heparan sulfate 2-O-sulfotransferase pipe-like
Exons: 8
Coding region: 520-1536 (338 amino acids)
Cellular component (GO): membrane
Molecular function (GO): sulfotransferase activity
Source: RefSeq, a predicted model, not a curated record
UUUCAAGUUGAAGUCAGUCACCCUCAAGACCUCGUGCGUGGAGGUUGUGUGCGCCGCUCUCUCUCUCUCACCCUGUUAAUGACCGUUCUAGUGGGAGACGUACACACACACACACGUACACACGGUUACGUACAUAGGUUCCACACGUACAUACCCAAGAUUUUACUUACACUUGGAAAAUUGUGUAUGUGUGUGCGUGUGUGUGUACUUUUAAAUUGGUGUGUACGUAGAUUGGUGCUUAUGUGCGUUUGUGUACGUGAAGCCGUGUGCGUGUAGGUGUGUGUGUGUGCGUGUGUGCGUGUGAAAGAAAAGGGGCCCGUGGGAACUAGCACACACACACAUACGAACGAACAAACGGAAGAGGUAAACAACAAACAAGAAGAAGAAGAGGAGGAGGAGGAAGAAGACAAGGAGGAGGAGGAAGAAGAGGAAGAGGAGGAGGAGGAAGAAGAGGAAGAAGAGGAGGAGGAGGAAAAAGAGGAAGAGGAGGAGGAGGAAGAAGAACAAACAAUAACAAAAAUGAAAGUUAGAAGUCAUAGAGUGAGUGACCUCGUGUCGUGGGUCUGUGUACCAGUUACCCUUAUGCUGUACCUCCAUGUGUACUUAGAGACAACCACCACCACCACUACCACCACCACCAACAACAACCCAACCAAUCUACAACCCGUCCCUCCUCCUCUGAACGUGACCUCUCUGGCGCGACCUGACCUCCUCCUCGUGACCCCGAUCCUCCGCUGCGGGUCAACCACUCUCCUGCACCUUCUGAACCUCCUCGCCCCCCGGAAUGGUUUCAAAUUUGCCCCCCGCCCCCCCCGGCAGGCGGAGUAUGUCCACAUCCCAAACGAUAGAGUUCAGGAGGAGAUUGUGAGCAACUUGUCGUCUGUAGCAACCCCGGCGGCCCUUAUGGAACCCUUCGCUUACAUCAACUUUACCAGGUUCGGCCAAUCACCCCCGAUCCAUGUGGCGGUGAUUCGUGACCCCGUGGAGAGAGCUGUGAGUCGCUUCUACCAGGCCCGGGCUCCCUUCACCCUGGUGGAGAGACAGCAACUCUUCCCGGGGCUCAAACUACCAUCCAGGGGCUUUCUCAAGAAGGACCUCGAGACUUGCCUGCGCAGCCCCCGGGACCCUGAGUGCAAGUACCCAGUGGGCAAGCCGGCCCUGGGGCACACCGUGGAGUUCUUCUGCGGGCACAACGACUAUUGCCCCAUCUUCGGCGACAGGGCGGGGCUCGCGGCGGCCAUGGGCGGCGUGGAGAGCGGGUGGGCGGUGGUGGGCGUGCUGGAAGAGUGGAACAAGACCUUGGCUGUCAUGGAGGGCUAUGUGCCAAGGUUCUUCAGCGGGGCGACCCAGCUGUACUAUGAGCACAUCCACCCGAGCAAGACCAGGCGGAACGAGAACUUCUAUAGGCCUAGCGUGGAGGCUGAGGCGGUCAAGUUCUUACGGAAGGGGUUCGAACUGGAGUAUGAAUUCUAUGAGUUUGUUAAGCAGCGUCUUGACCACCAGUACCGGGCCUUAGAGGGGAGGAGGAGGAGGUGAAGGAGGAGGAGGAGGAGGAGGAGGAGGAGGAUGGAAGGCACUAUGUGAAGGAGAGAAGGGAAGAAGGAGGAGGAAGAAGAGGAAGGUCAUGGAAACGAGGAGGAGGAGGAGGAGGAGGAGAGAAAGAGGAUGAAAGGAAGAUAGAGAAAGAGAAGGAAGGAGGAAGAGAAGGAGGAGGAGGAGAGAAACGAAGAGAGAGAAGAAGAGGAAGAGGAGGAGGAGGAGGAGGAGGAGGAAGAAGAAGGGCUGUGUUUGAAUGUAUGUAUCUAUAGUGAGGGAGGUUGUAGUAGUAGUAGUAGUAGUAGUAGUAGUAGUAGUAGUAGUAGUAGUAGUAGUAGUAGUAAUAGUAGUAGUAGUAGUAGUAGUAGUAGUAGUAAUAGUAGUAGUAGUAGUAGUAGUAGUAGUUUUGUAAGUGUUAGAAAGGCCAUAUAC